Messenger RNA from Galeopterus variegatus (Sunda flying lemur), 2584 nucleotides. RefSeq names its product solute carrier family 26 (anion exchanger), member 2 (gene SLC26A2). The record is from RefSeq and is a predicted model, not a curated record. Gene Ontology annotation, molecular function: bicarbonate transmembrane transporter activity; oxalate transmembrane transporter activity; secondary active sulfate transmembrane transporter activity. Gene Ontology annotation, biological process: transmembrane transport. Gene Ontology annotation, cellular component: membrane. Lineage: Eukaryota; Metazoa; Chordata; Mammalia; Dermoptera; Cynocephalidae. The transcript has 4 exons. The coding region runs from base 237 to 2456 and encodes 739 amino acids.
GACGCGCCGAGGGGCAUCGCCACGUUGAGCUGCCGGGACCCGAGAGGUUUGGAAGAGCCUUUUGAUCCAGAAAUCACCAAGAGCUGCUCCAGUAUGGGACAUAAGUACACUCAAGCUAGCUAAAGAAAACAGAAAGUGAGAAGAGAGACCAGUUGCACUGAGAAACGAAGAGCUACUGAGUGCAUCCACCAAUCUGAUUGACUUGCUCAGGGAAGCUGAACCAUCUAUCUCCAGAAAUGUCUUUGAAAAGUAAAGAGCAACAUAAUGUUUCACACAGGGACUCAGCUGAAGGAAAUGACGGUUCCCAGUCUGGGAUCCAUUUGGAGCAGCGAAAGGAAUCAAGUACUGACUUCAAGCAAUUUGAUGCCAAUGCUCAAUGCAGACCUUAUCCUAGGAUUCAUAUGGAGCCUCAAGAGAAAUCAAAUACUAACUUCAAGCAGUUUGUUAUCAAAAAGCUACGGAAGAAUUGCCAGUGUGGCCCAACCAAAGCCAAAAAUAUGAUUUUUGGUUUCCUUCCUGUUUUGCAGUGGCUCCCAAAAUAUGAUAUAAAGAAAAACAUUUUAGGAGAUAUGAUGUCUGGUUUGAUUGUGGGCAUCUUAUUGGUGCCCCAGUCCAUUGCUUAUUCCCUCUUGGCUGGCCAAGAACCUAUCUAUGGUCUGUACACAUCUUUUUUUGCCAGCAUAAUUUAUUUCCUAUUGGGUACCUCCCGUCAUAUCUCUGUGGGCAUUUUUGGAGUACUGUGCCUUAUGAUUGGUGAGGUAGUUGACAGAGAACUGCACAAAGCUGGCUAUGACACUGCCCAUAUUGCUCCUGCUUUAGGAAAGGUUUCAAAUGGGAGCACAUUAUUAAACCAGACAACAGACAGGAUAUGUGACAAAAGUUGCUAUGCUAUUAUGGUUGGCAGCACUGUAACCUUUAUGGCUGGAGUUUAUCAGGUAGCAAUGGGCUUCUUUCAAGUGGGCUUUGUUUCUGUCUACCUCUCAGAUGCCUUGCUGAGUGGAUUUGUCACUGGUGCCUCCUUCACUAUUCUUACAUCUCAGGUGAAGUAUCUUCUUGGGCUCAGCCUUCCUCGGAGUAAUGGCGUGGGCUCACUCAUCACUACCUGGAUACAUAUCUUCAGAAACAUCCAUAAGACCAAUCUCUGUGAUCUCAUCACUAGCCUUUUGUGCCUUUUGGUUCUUUUGCCAACCAAAGAACUCAAUGAGCACUUCAAGUCCAAGCUUAAGGCACCCAUUCCUACUGAACUCAUUGUCGUUGUGGCAGCCACAUUAGCCUCUCAUUUUGGAAAACUAAGUGAGAAAUACAAUUCCAGUAUUGCUGGACUUAUUCCCACUGGGUUUAUGCCACCCACAGCACCAGCAUGGAACCUAAUUACCAGCGUGGCUGUAGAUGCAAUAGCUAUUUCUAUCAUUGGUUUUGCUAUCACUGUAUCACUUUCUGAGAUGUUUGCCAAGAAACAUGGCUACACAGUCAAAGCGAAUCAGGAAAUGUACGCCAUUGGCUUUUGCAAUAUCAUACCUUCCUUUUUCCAUUGCUUUACUACUAGUGCAGCUCUUGCAAAGACAUUGGUCAAAGAAUCAACAGGCUGCCAAACUCAGCUUUCUGGUGUGGUGACAGCCCUAGUUCUUUUGUUGGUCCUCCUCGUAAUAGCUCCUUUAUUCUAUUCCCUUCAGAAAUGUGUUCUUGGUGUGAUCACAAUUGUAAAUCUCCGGGGAGCCCUUCGUAAAUUUAGGGAUCUGCCCAAGAUGUGGAGGGUUAGCAGAAUGGAUACAGUUAUCUGGUUUGUAACUAUGCUGUCCUCUGCACUGAUAAGUACUGAAAUAGGCCUGCUUGUUGGGGUUUGUUUUUCCAUGUUUUGUGUCAUCCUCCGCACUCAGAAGCCAAAGAUUUCAUUGCUUGGCUUGGUGGAAGAAUCUGAAAUCUUUGAAUCCAUGUCUGCUUAUAAGAAUCUUCAGACUAAGCCAGGCAUCAAGAUUUUUCACUUUGCAGCCCCUCUCUACUACAUAAACAAAGAAUGCUUUAAAUCUGCUUUAUACAAAAAAACUGUCAACCCAAUCUUAGUAAAGGCAGCUCAGAAGAAGGCAGCAAAGAGAAAGAUCAAAGAGGAAACCGUGACUCUCAGUGGAGCUCAGGAUGAAGUUUCAUUGCAACUCUCCCAUGAUCCCUUCAAGCUGCAUACUAUAGUUAUUGACUGCAGUGCAAUACAAUUUUUAGAUACAGCAGGGAUCCAUACACUGAAAGAAGUUCGCAGAGAUUAUGAAACCAUUGGUAUCCAGGUCCUGCUGGCUCAGUGCAAUCCCUCUGUAAGGGAUUCCCUGGCUAGGGGAGAAUAUUGCAAAGAGGAAGAAGAAAACCUGCUCUUCUAUAGUGUGUAUGAAGCCAUGGCUUUUGCAGUAGAAUCUCAAUAUCAGAAAGGAAUAUGUGUUCCCAAUGGUUUGAGUCUUUCCAGUAAUUGACUGAGAAAGUAUGCACUAGAAAGAAUAAUGUCUAGCCAAUAGGUUAAAAUUUCAGGUGUGCAAUAUUUUCCAGUUCCACACUGGAAGAUGUUGCCCACUUGAAAUUUUAACCUAUUGGCUAAACAUUA